Molecule: messenger RNA, 3681 nt
Organism: Sciurus carolinensis (gray squirrel)
Lineage: Eukaryota; Metazoa; Chordata; Mammalia; Rodentia; Sciuridae
Product: spermatogenesis-associated protein 31A1-like
Exons: 6
Coding region: 1-3681 (1226 amino acids)
Source: RefSeq, a predicted model, not a curated record
AUGCUCCUGGCCCUGGUGUGCGGACUGGGGCUCUUCCUCCUCCUGCUGCCCUGCCUCCAGGGUGAGCCAGCAGCCCCGCCAUCUCGCAGGAGGAGUGGCAGAAAGUGUGGCCUGCAGGCGCGGGGGCGGGGCAGGAGCAGGAAGAAGAUUGCAGCUCUGGCAGCCUGUGGAGACUGCCUGGAAUACCUGAAGGAGACAUGGAACCUGAUCUCUCUUGUGCAAAGCCUCCUGGGGAUUCCCCCCAACGACGACAGCGCCCACCAGCCCCUGGAUCGAGACCCCCCUGAAGAGCUGUGCAGGAGAACAGCUGGCGGGGCCCCCGGGCUCCAGGACCACCUGGGGAGCAAGUGCCUCGGGCCCCCAGACCCCUCAGCUCCGCCUCGCUCACCCCCACCCGGCACUGCCUCUCGGCCACCAGAGCCCUGGCUUCCCCGAGAACCCCCGUCACCCCAGGCACUGGCAGGUCCCCUCGGCCCACAGUGCCCGCCUGUCCCCCGGGCCUGCUGGGGGCCUCCAGCGGCCCGCUCCGCCCCACCACUGCCAUGCCCUGCGCUGGCUCUUUCUCAGGGUGACUCGAUGGCACUUCCGCUGGGCGCCAUCACACGGCGCCCGGCCCUGCCCGAGCACGUGCUGGCUUCUCCCAUCCCAGCCAUCUCCAGCCUGGGCCACUCAAGCUCGGCCGUCCCAGCCCUUCCUUGGUGGCCACUGGCUGCCAGAGCCUUGAGCCUCGCCACCUCAUCAGACAGCGAGUCCCAGAAAGAGCCUCCCUCCCACCCCCCACCAAGGGCCGCCUCCUCGGGGGAUGCCACCAGCCCCUCUUUCUGCAGCUCUGGUGACCAGAACAUCCUGGGGAUAAAGGUCACCGGGAAAGUCGAGAUCAAAAUCUGGAAGGAAAAGGAAAAAGACGGAUCAUUUUUAGAACAGAUGGGUCCAGGGUACCGCCUCAGCUCCUGGAGGGAUGUGCUGAACUCGCUGGCUGCCAAGCAGGACCCCAGCGCGCGGCCCUUUUGGGAAAUGAAGGACAAGGCACAGCAGCUGCUGGGGCCUCAGCCGCUCUCUUGUUCCAAGGCCCUGGGGGACCAUUUUCAGCAGAAAUACAACCAGCUUUUCUGGGGUCUCCCCUCUCUGCACAGUGAAUCCCUGGUGGCUGCUGCCUGGAUCCCUGGGGGCACUUCUGCUCCGCAGCCCGCCUCCUUCUUAUUCAACGGAAUCUCCAGUGUCUGCCCAGUUCCAGUGCAGGAUCCAAUGUCUGCCCUGCUUUCCCAGUCCCAUCUGGGGCCCCAGGCCCCACCCUUGCUUCUGUCUAUACCCCAAUUCCGGCCCCCAGCCCUGGGUCAGUUCCAGACUGGGGCCCACCUCCAGCCCUCUCUCCAGGCCCUGCCGCCCUCCUCUCCACCUCACGUGACGGACUGUGCACCCCAGAGUAAGCCCCAAGCUCUCCUCCCAGCUGGACUUCCACACGCAGAAAUGCCCUGGCUUGGGAAACACCUGGGACGGGGGUGGGCUUUGCCCGCAGUGGUCCAAAGAUCUCAGGACGUCUACAACAUUCUCACGCCCCACCUCUGCCAAGACAGCUGCGCAGACGCCAUCCUUCCUGAGAACCUCCCAGUCAGCCCUGAGCUGCGGGAGCAACUGGAGCAACACAUUCAAAGGUGGCUCAUUGAGCGCCAGUGGGACCAGAUGCAAGAGCCUCUGGAACUGAUGCAGCUUCGGGAUGAGCUAGCAGAGACCUGUCAGACCAAGGACAAGCCCUGUCCCUCCCGGUCCUCCCUGUCUGGAGGCGAAUGCAUCAAGGAGACACAGAAGGUGAGGUUCCAGCUAGGGAAGGACGCAGGCAAGAACCUGGGGCAUAUUCUGGGGAAGGUCCCAAAAGACCCAUCCAGAGACUUGGAGGUCUUCCCAGGGAAGGUUCAGCAGACAAGCCCUCUGGAUUCAUUGAGAAACCUGACGAGGCUGUUGAAGAGACACUCGGAAAAUGACGAGGACCAGAGCCACCUAGGAAGCACGCUGAAAGCCCACUUGUGCCUGAAGUCGGAGCAGAUCCAGGAGGGCCUGAUCCCCUGGAGCGUGUACCAGUCCUGGCUCUCUCUCCACAGUGCUUUGUUCAUGUCCGACGCCAACAGGGAAACCAGGGCCCCGGUGACCUCAGAGAGCUGGGAAACCUGCAUGGCCACCUGCAGGAGGCUCCCCUUCCUCGACCCAGACACUCAGCAGGUGCUGGAAGAGCACAUUGUAAAGCUGUGGGUGAAGCACAGGUGGGGCCUUCCCCUCAAGGUCCUGAAGCCCACAAACCUCCUUAAGAAGACCGCGAGCCAGCACAUGCCCCUUCCAGAACUGGCCGGCCCCUCCUCUUCCCCCCAGGUGUCGGGAGAUAACUUGAAAGUUGAGGUUGCCAAGAUCCUGGGGAAACCACCUCAGCCAUGUCUCAGAGGGAAGGUGCCCACGGAUGAGUCUGUUCCCACCCUGGGUAAGGAAAUCGAGAGGGCUUUGACAGGAAUCCCACCCACUCAGGACCACAGGCCCCCGGCGGCCCCUCCAGCUGUACAGGAGAGCAGGCAGCCUUCUCAGACCCUCUCACACAGCCUCCUGGACAGAACCUUGCAGAGCAGGACUGUCCUGGGGACGGGGAAAAGCAGCCUCAAAGCCCCUUCACUGCCUAGAACGUCUGCUGCCCGCUUUCUGGAAGAGCCCUGCCUUCAGCCAGAGGACGCUGGCGAGUUUCAGCAGACAGUGGAGAUAAAGGUAGUGAACCAGCCGCCAGUCUCUGCCCCUGAUGUCAGCCUUCCAGACUGUUCCACCAACACACUCUCGGCUGCAGACAGUUUGGCCUCUCCGGUGUCCUGGUCUCCUCUGCAGAGCAAGCCUUUUGGGAAAACCCCAGUCUCACCGACAUUAGUUAACCUCUUGGCAGCCAGGAGGAGCAGCCUCAUGCCGCAGAAGCCCAGGGUUCUCAAACAUCAGCACCUUCAGAGGCCCCAACGCGAGCUGUACACGCCUGCUUACAGGGGCGAGGACAGGAGGAGGCCCAGCUCAGGACAGCAUAAAGAAAUGGAAGAACUGGGGACCUGCAAGCUCCCCCAGGCCAGGGGCCUAGAAGAGAAGAAGCAGGAGCCUUCAGAAGGCUUCUUCCGAAGAACCUGGAGGCGCUUUCUUCAGUGGCUUUUCCCCAAGAAAAAAAUCAAAGAGCAGGAAGAAGCCCUGAAAACCUGCAGGCCUCCCUCAGCCUCUGCCCAGAGUGCAGCACCCAUCAGAGCCACGCCAAGUGUGGACAGCAACAUCACAGAGGCCCGGGAGCUCCUGACAGCCGUCGGACAGAUGCUCGAGAAGAAAAUGGCGCUCCACCACAAAUGCUGUGCCUCGAAGCUAAAGCAGCCCAGAGAGGAGCACCCGGGCCCGGCCCCUCAGGCUCCCUGCUACCACAGGCCUCCCGUCUGCCCACGGCAAAGGGGACUGUCCGGUUAUGCAGCCGCCCCCAAGGGCCGGAGCUGCCCCAUCAGGGAAAGGCCCGACAGAAGCCAACAGUCCUUGAAGAGUGUCCACUUCAACAGCCAGCAACGCCCUCUGCCAUCUACAAACCUAGAAAAGCAGCAACAUGAGGGCCAACUGGCCCGCCCCGCCCACCCCAGGGCCCGCCGGCCUGGAUUCCUGCUCUCAGACUUGGAGAAGCCACUUCAGCUGUGA